This is a messenger RNA of Nematolebias whitei (Rio pearlfish), 1813 nucleotides long. It is a transcript of the gene atf4b, whose product is annotated as activating transcription factor 4b. The transcript has 3 exons. Gene Ontology annotation, biological process: regulation of transcription by RNA polymerase II. Bases 267 to 1547 code for a protein of 426 amino acids. Gene Ontology annotation, molecular function: DNA-binding transcription activator activity, RNA polymerase II-specific; RNA polymerase II transcription regulatory region sequence-specific DNA binding. Lineage: Eukaryota; Metazoa; Chordata; Actinopteri; Cyprinodontiformes; Rivulidae. Gene Ontology annotation, cellular component: nucleus; ATF1-ATF4 transcription factor complex; ATF4-CREB1 transcription factor complex. The record is from RefSeq and is a predicted model, not a curated record.
CGCCAUUUUCUCCUCAGAGGAACAACAACAAAAAACAUCGUAGUCGGACAUCGCUGUCUUUUGCCGAAAUGGCAGUGUAAACGUGUGCAGCGACCUAGCAGCAGCCAACAAAACAGUGCAUCCAGCCAGUGCACUGAGUCACUUCUACAUCAGCAAAAUGUCGUCCUACAUAAAGACCUUCAGCACUGCUGCAUUCGACAGCAUAAACGAGUUCACAACCACCCAAGAGUUGUCGCACGCCCCAUUUGUGACCAACAACAGCCACUAUGACCACGACGAUGACAAGCUCACAGUUUGGCCUGGAAGACAUGGAGGCCCUUUUCUGGCCUUCCUCUCCCACGGCUGACGUCAUGGACUCCCCGUCUAUUCACCCUGAUGACGAUGUACAGCGGGAAGGGGGCGACCGCUCACCGCGGGGGCACGCUUUCCCUGCGUCGCCCCUCGCAUCCUUAUCGCCGUCGUUGUCCUCGUCUCCUCCUCCUUUCUACUCUCCUCCUCCCUCGCCGCCAUCUGUUCUCCAUGGGGACAAAGCGAGGACUGAGUCUGACCUGCUCCCCCUUUCUUGGUUGGAUCACCCUGGUCUGCUGAGGUGCAGCCAGACACCAUCAGAGGAUGUGCUUGGUGACUUUGACUGGAUGGGUGAGAAGGUGGAUCUGAGUGACUUGGACCUGGACUCUCUGAUUGGCACCUGCAGUCCUGCUGAAGAGGCUCCCAGCUCUCCAGAAGACCUCCUUAAUUCCCUAGAUUGUUCCAUGGAGCUGGAGUCCUUCCAGCUGCCAGCUCUCCCCACUCCUUCCUCUGCUUCCUUUCCUAAUGCACCCCCUCCAUCUGUUCCCUCUGUUACAGUAGAUGAGCCUGCAUGUCAUGUUCAUGGGCAAGAAGUUCCCUCCUCUCCGCUCUGUGUCCCAGACGUACAGGAGGAGCUUGAAAUCAAAUCAGAGCCUGCUUCUCCUGAACCCUGUCCUGCAGUGGUUGAUUCUCCCUCCUCCCCAGCCUUCACUCUGGAUCUAGGAAGUGAGGUGGAUAUUUCUGCAAGUGAGGUGAAGUCUGUGGUCCCUCAGGUCCCCAGGAUCGUGCUCACCCUCUCUCCAACCCGUAUCGUCCUCGUGCUGGCUCCCAAAAACGCCGUCGCCACCACACCUGGGGUGGUUCAGUGUGCACCGCCAACCUGCCCUCCACAAAAAACCCCCAGAAGCAGACCGUACCCCGAGCCGAAACAGAAAUCUGGUCCAUUCUCUCCCGCUGCCGUCGUCGAUGAAGUCCGGCCCCAUGGAGCUGCAGGUGCAGCUGGGCGGGCAGCUUUAAAAGCACCCAGAGACAAGAAGCAAAAGAAGAUGGAGCAGAACAAAACGGCUGCCACGCGUUACAGGCAGAAGAAGAGAGUCGAACAGGAUACGCUCCUUGCCGAGCACGCACGGCUGGAGAGGAAGAACGUGGAGCUGAACGAGAAGGCCGAGUCCAUGGCCAGGGAGAUCGAGUAUCUCAAAGAGCUGAUGGAGGAGGUCCGCCAGACUAGGCUCACUAAAGGUCUCAGUGCUGACCCCUAGAGAUCACCUAGCAAUAAAGCUGAUCGCGUGUAUCGAGAAGUUUGUGUUCAGCAGAUUUUACGUGUGUGUAGCGUGUUUUCUGUUCAUACAGCAUGUUAUGGACCUACAGUGAUUCCACACGUCUUCAACACUGGUAUUAAACAGGAUCGUUGUGUAUUAAUAGUUGCAUCAAUGAGUAUUUUACAUUCAGAGUAUAUAACCUUAAAUGUUUUUAAAGUUUGGUGUGUAACCUGUGAAAGUUAUUUUAAUAAAGACUUUAAAUUCUA